GAGUGGCAGCGACUGGAGAAAAAUAUCUGCGCUGCUAGCUGUGUUAGCCAGCGUCCUGCGAGCUAACGGUAGGAAGCAGCGGAGUGAACAUGGAGCUGUCUGCCGUCGGGGAGCGAGUGUUCGCCGCAGAGUCUAUUAUCAAACGCAGGAUAAGGAAGGGUCGCAUCGAGUACCUGGUGAAAUGGAAGGGCUGGUCUCCAAAAUACAGCACUUGGGAACCAGAGGAGAACAUUCUGGACCCCCGACUGUUUGCUGCUUUUGAACAGAGGGAGCGUGAGAGGGAGAUGUAUGGACCUAAGAAGAGAGGUCCAAAGCCCAAGACAUUUCUACUCAAGGCGCAGGCAAAAGAUAAAGCCAAGUCUUAUGAGUUCAGGAGUGAGGCCGUCAGAGGGAGGCACGUCAGCUACCCAGUUCCAGAACCUGUCAUCACCCCCAGAGCAAGAGAAGGCCUCCGAGCAGUCGUUCCCACCAUCUUCCCUCCCAGUACUGUCAACCGCGGAGAGAGCAUGCGCGUCCGACCACCAGAACUCAGCACCACCCUCACCCUAACCCCUCAGCAGACGAGCACAGACGGACUCAUCCACGUACCCAAAAAGAGAGGGCCCAAGCCUAAACCUCGCUUCCAUGACAGCGGCUGCGGCCCUGCGGCCUCCGAGCCGCACAGGAGGAGGAGGGAAGACGAUCAGGAGAGCCAUGCCCCUCACAAACUGGUCAAGUACCAGGGAGUGGAAGAGAUGAGGCUCUUCCACAGACACCCGGAGAACCACAGUCACGGCCAGAAACGCCACCAACACCACCACCACCACCACCAUCAUCAUCAUCACCACCAACAGCAGCAGCAGCACAACAGCGGCAGCUCCUUUAAGCAGCUGUACUCGGAGCGCGGUCUGCAUCCACACAGGACAGACAUGGACGUUCACAGGAUGAAGGAAGGGUCCAGCUUCCUGGUGCCUGCUCACUUCAAGCACCGGUCCAACACGAGCCCGAGCUCGAGUCGCCCGAGCCCGAGUCGCCCCGCCGAGCUUCCACUCGCAGAGAAGCCGUACUUCCUGGACAGGCCGUCCCCGGCGCGGCUGGACGACAGCGUGGACGAAGUGUCGUGGAGGCCGUCCCUCAGCAGCGUGGAAAAGGUGCUGGUGACGGACGUGACGGCCAACUUCCUGACCGUGACCAUCAAGGAGAGCAGCACUUCAAAAGGCUUCUUCAAAGACAAGAGAUGAUCUUCUGUUCGUUCGUUUGUUUGUUUGUUUGUUUUGCAUUGUGCUUUGUUUUCUCUUGACACUCUGAUGUGAUUUUAAAGAUCCAGUGUGUAAGAAAAUAGUAAUACUUAAACGUGAGACCUCAAAUUGUCACAAAUGGAGGACCUUUGCUCUCACCCCUCCCUUUCCCAAACACAUCAAAAGACUACGGUGGCCUUCACAGACCAGAAAGGGUCUUGGUCUUUCUUUUUUGUGUGUACCAAGAUUCUGCUUCUAAAGCAACACACACACACAUUUCAGCUGGUUAGUCUCUUCAGGCUGCUGUAGAAACAUUGGCACAAAAUGUCUCGUCUAAAAUACAUAAAAUGUUUAUUUUAAUGUCUGAAAAACAAAUUUUAUUUUUUACUUAUACAAAUAUACUAUAAAGGGUAGUAUAUGCAAAUAAAUCCUCCCUUGAUUUUACGCACUGGACCUUUUAAAACAAAGCAGUUUUUGUAUGUAAAUAUAUAAAAAGCGAUAACACAAUGUGCAUAUGUGUAUAUAUUAUAAAGCCGGACAUCUAUUUAAUGUACUGACCAAAUCAAAUGAAGUCCAUUUUACAUUGGUUAACAUGAACGACUUGUGAAUUUCUACUAUUUUGCAAAACAUAACAAACUAGAAUGUAUUUUUAUUUCAUUUCCACGCUUCUCUUUCAGCCUGAGCUCACGUUAGUACGUCAAGGUCUGGAUUUUAAAAUCCAGUCUGUGGAUGAUAAAAAUCUCCAUAAUUAGAACUAAUUAGACUGAAGAUGUCCUGUUCAAUUUCAAAUGGUUUAAAUUUAAAGAAAGGGAAAAAAAAAAGAGAAAAAUUAACUAAAGCACUUUGAAUCUAAAAGUAUUAAUCCGUUUUGUUGUUGUCCUUUGUCAUGUCUCUAACGUUUCUAGUUGUAAAAUAAAUUAAUAAUCCAACACAGACACUUUAAGAGUUUCCCCAAGGCGCAUAUAACUACUACUAUAGUAUAUUUUAAAUUUUUCAUAGAAAAAAUCAUGCUGCAUUCAUGUAAAAAAAAAAAAAAGGAAAUAAAAAAAACUUGCUGUCAAGUUGCUUUUUAGACGCUUUUCAAUAAAUAUAUUGAAUUUUCUCA
Messenger RNA from Solea solea (common sole), 2322 nucleotides. It is a transcript of the gene cbx8b, whose product is annotated as chromobox homolog 8b. The transcript is spliced from 5 exons. The coding region runs from base 90 to 1220 and encodes 376 amino acids. Lineage: Eukaryota; Metazoa; Chordata; Actinopteri; Pleuronectiformes; Soleidae. The record is from RefSeq and is a predicted model, not a curated record.